Gloeophyllum trabeum ATCC 11539 is the source of this 3054-nucleotide messenger RNA. RefSeq names its product MCM-domain-containing protein. Gene Ontology annotation, biological process: mitotic DNA replication initiation; double-strand break repair via break-induced replication; DNA replication. The transcript has 8 exons. Gene Ontology annotation, cellular component: MCM complex; nucleus. Lineage: Eukaryota; Fungi; Basidiomycota; Agaricomycetes; Gloeophyllales; Gloeophyllaceae. The record is from RefSeq and is a predicted model, not a curated record. Gene Ontology annotation, molecular function: ATP binding; single-stranded DNA helicase activity; single-stranded DNA binding. Bases 11 to 2938 code for a protein of 975 amino acids.
GUCCCCACCGAUGGAGUUUCCAACGUCCGAGCUCGACGAUGUGAAUAUGGAUGAUAGCACGACGCUGAACAACACAGCCGAACAAUCCAUGGCAGACGCGCCGAACGCUCAAUCUCUUUUCUUACCUGGCACGCCGUCCAUUGCCGGGACACCAGCACGUUCACAAGGCGGAGGAUCAGCGGUGGCGGCGCGGCGAGCAUUGGGAAUGAGUACACCGAAGAGGACGCCUCUUUUUGCUGCCGGAGGCAGUUCAUCACCUUUACCGUUCCCUAGCUCAACUCCAGCGAAGAGAACACCGAAUAGAAAGAGCAACCUUACUGCGAAUAGCCCCAGAUCUGCCAUUGAUUCUGAACCACUGGAUUUCCCCACGAGCCCGACUGUACUUGCCACUCCGCCGCGAAACCGUCGAGGUGAUAUCCAUUCUACCCUUGCUGUAACACCUUCAAGUAGGCGCCAUGUUGCAACGACGAAACGAGGCGCAGGCGACAACCUGAACUCAGACGGUACUCGAUUAUCCAUGCCUACCUCCUCUGCACCCCAGCUCUCUGCUGUUCCACUUCCAUCCGAUGAACCAGAUGAGAUCCGAGCGAUAUGGGGCACGACAGUUAACCUCGGGGAGACCAUGAAGCUGUUCCGCGACUUUCUGCAAGGGUUCAAACCCAAGUAUCGCAUCGCACACGACCGGGAGAACGGGCUGCGCACCAAACCCCUGGCCUCUCCUGAUGAGGGCGAGAUUCUGCUCUACGAGGUGUAUCUGCGUAGGAUGCGGCAGACAGGAGAGACGAACCUGAACUUGGACAUGGUCAACCUGCUGGCGUAUCCGCCCUCGAAAAAGUUGCAUUCUCAACUAACGAAAUACCCGCAGGAAGUUAUCCCGGCGAUGGAUCAGGUGCUCAAAGAUCUGAUGCUGGAGGUAGCAGCUAUUGACGUGGAAACGGGCGCCGAAGGUAUGGUAGGCGAAGAAGGUGAGGCUGAGAUCGCCGACAUCAUGGCGAAGAUAUACAAAGUGAGGCCAUUUGGCUUGCCUGCCGUCAAUAUGCGCGACCUUAACCCCAGCGACACGGACAAGCUGGUAUGCAUCAAAGGCCUUGUCAUCCGCGCUACGCCCGUGAUUCCCGACAUGAAAGUCGCGUUCUUCCGCUGCCUCACCUGCUCGCACACCGUCCAGGUCGAGAUCGACCGGGGCAAGAUCGACGAGCCCGCGCGAUGUCCACGCGAAGUCUGCGGCUCCGUCGGCACCAUGUCCCUCGUGCACAACCGGUGCGAGUUCGCGGACAGGCAGGUCAUCCGGCUGCAGGAGACACCCGAUGCUGUCCCUGACGGGCAGACUCCUCACACCGUGUCCUUGAGCGUCUACGAUGAACUCGUGGACGUAUCGAAACCUGGCGAUCGACUAGUUGUCAAUGGUAUAUUCCGGAGCGUGCCCGUGCGGGUUAACGCGAGGACGCGAACUAUCAAGAGUCUGUUUAAGACGUACAUCGACGUGGUUCAUAUCAGGAUCGGGAGUGAGGGCCGUCUUGGCGUAGACAAGUCCACUCGUUCCGCUAUUACCGACCGUAUUCCCGGUAUCGGGGGUGUGGGUGGUGGAGAAGAGGAGGAGGAAGACGGCGGAACCGAGAAAAUGAGGAAAGCAGAGCUAGAGGAUAAGCUCAGACAACUCAGCCAGCGGCCAGAUAUUUAUGAUUAUCUGGCACGAUCUCUGGCACCGUCGAUCUGGGCUAUGGACGAUGUGAAGAAGGGUAUCUUGCUGAUGCUGUUCGGCGGAACUAAUAAGAGCAUUGCACGGGGCGGAGGUGGUGGCGGCCCGAGGUAUCGAGGAGAUAUCAACGUCUUGCUCGUUGGCGACCCGGGUACGAGUAAGUCGCAGAUACUGCAUUACGUGCACGAAAUCGCUCCUCGAGGAGUCUACACUUCUGGCAAGGGAUCGUCGGCUGUCGGUCUAACAGCCUACGUGACUCGCGACCCAGACUCCAAGCAGCUUGUGUUGGAGAGCGGUGCACUUGUCUUGAGUGAUGGCGGUGUUUGUUGCAUCGAUGAAUUCGACAAGAUGUCGGACGCUACGCGCAGUGUCCUACAUGAAGUCAUGGAACAACAAACUGUGUCCGUAGCCAAAGCGGGAAUUAUCACGACUUUGAACGCUCGAACAUCCAUACUGGCGGCCGCGAACCCAGUUGGUUCCAAGUAUGACGACAAGUUACCAAUCACACGGAAUAUCGACUUGCCGCCCACUUUAAUAUCACGGUUCGACUUACUGUACCUGGUCUUGGAUAAGGUCGAUGAAGCGACCGACCGGAAGCUUGCUCAGCAUCUGGUCGCACUAUACCUGGAAGACAGACCAGAAACUGGAGGGCAGGAUAUCCUCCCCUUGGACCAACUGUCUGCGUAUAUUACGUAUGCUCGAUCCCGUAUACAGCCAGUCAUUACAGAAGACGCGUCGCGCGAGUUGGUACGUUCAUACGUCGAAAUGCGCAAAGCAGGCGAAGACCCCCGCUCCAGCGAGAAGCGAAUCACUGCGACGACGCGACAACUCGAGAGCAUGAUUCGCCUGUCGGAGGCUCACGCACGCAUGCGUUUCUCCUCGUUUGUGGAGCUGGAAGACGUGAAGGAGGCAUACCGCUUGAUGCGCGAGGCCCUGCGGACGUCUGCCAUGGACCCGAGAACAGGCAAGAUCGACUUGAGCCUUAUUGACACCGGGAUAGGUCAGCAACAAAGAAGGGUAAGGGGCGACAUGAGGAAGGAGAUCUUGAACCUGUUGGAAGGUGGUAACACGCGAGGCAUUAAGUGGUCAGAUGCUGUGAAGAGACUCGAGAGUCAAAGCAGCAUCCGGGUCGACACACAAGAGUUUACCGCAGUGAUACAGGAACUGGAGCGGGAGGGCAUGGUCAAGGUAGUGGGAGAGCGGGACCGCAGAGUACUCAGGCGAAUAGAAGGAGCGUAAUGUGGUAUAUUGUCUGUGACCUAAUGCAGGUGCCCUCGGUCUUGUCAUGUACUCAUCGAUGCUGUAUAACAAUGUGGUCCGUUUGAUACUCCGGAACUCGUCUCCUCUUCAUGCUC